CAGAUUGGGACGUGACCGUUAACGAGAGCGAAUCUAAGGGUCAGAAAAUGGCGUCUAAACUUUCUGGACAUUCCAGGAGUUUCUCCGAUGGGGAUAUUGAUCAACUGAGGAAGGAAAAGGCUCAUUUGCGCAACACACUCGAUGAAGUUUCUGACCAGCAGGGGGCGCCACCACACUCCCAGGACACCCAGGUUUAUUUAGAGAGAAUCCUUGCACUGGAAACACUGAGAGAGAGAAACUCACAGCAGAUCCUGGCCAAGGAUCAGGAAAUCGCCUCCCUUUGGCAGAUGCUUCGGUCAGACAGUGCAGAGGUUGUGAGCAGCCUUCAAAACCAAGUCAGGCAGCUAAGAGCAGAGGCUGAAGUGAGAGAAACACUCUUUCAGUCCCUCCAACAGGAGACAGAGGAGAUGAAGGAAAAAUUGGAGGCUGUCUUAGGAAACGCAAGCAAGAGCACUGCAGAUGGCCGGACUGCCACCGGAAACUCCACAUUGAUGCAGGAACAGCUGAUAGACGCCUUAGAGAAGAACCAGCAGUGGCUUGAGUAUGACCAGCAGAGAGAGGCUUAUGUGACGGCACUGCUAGCACAGAAGUAUCAGCUGGAGCAGGAGCUAAAUAAAGCCCUACUAGAGAAAGAGAUAGAGCGUGAUACUGCAGGUGAAGAGCAAGAGGUGGAGAUACUGCAGUGCUAUGAGAAGCUCGAGAGAGAACAACAAAAGGUUCAGCAGCUGCUCACUGAAAACCACCAGAUGGAAAAGGAACUGGUGGAGGAGAAGCUGAAGUCAGCAGAGCUUCAACAGCAGAUUCAACUCUCUGCCAAGGACCUUGAAGAUAAGGAACGUGAUAAUCAGCAUAUCCAAUCACAACUUAAGGGAGCUCUGAAGGAGCUGCGAAGGGCCUUGAAAAAAGUGGAAACAUUCAAUUCUGAGAGAGCACAGAGAGAGACGGCAUCAUCUGUGUCAGGUGCCUACCCCGAACUGGAGAGAGUCCACAAAGAAAGUCCUAAGUGCUCUUCAUCAUCCCCUGGAGCUCUACUGGACAAUAGUUUUCUGGAGUGUCCCAAUUGCGGAGUUCAGUAUCCAUCUAGUGGCCAUAGAGAGCUUCUGAUACAUAUUGAUCUCUGUUUUGAUACAAAUUAAUGUUAAGUUAAUGUUACCAGAUUAACAUCCACAACAUUUUAGAAUUGAAUACAACUAAAUGGCUAUUGGAAAAAUUUUUUGAUAUUCACUGUUCACAAGUUCUAGUUUCCAGUUAUGCAUAAAUGUUUAAUGUUCAGUAUUCUCUGCUAUAUGUAUUUGUUCAUUCAAUUAAACGGGUGACUUCUGUUUAUUUCAACAUGCACUAAUGUCAAUAUGUAGUAGGUUUCUCACCCCAUUCCAGUUCAUUAUGUUAGACAAACUGACUCACUGUAGCAUCUAUUGCCCUGCAUUUAUAGAGGGUAUGUAAAUGAGUGGAACAUCAACACUUCAAAUCAUCUCGAGAGACUUUGUGAUCAAUCGAUUAGAAGGCAUCUCUGUUAAAACUGUAUACCAAAAAGCACUACUGUCAUCACUCAAUCACCAGAAAUUCACGAAAUAAAAG
Molecule: messenger RNA, 1578 nt
Organism: Hemibagrus wyckioides
Lineage: Eukaryota; Metazoa; Chordata; Actinopteri; Siluriformes; Bagridae
Product: centrosomal protein of 55 kDa-like
Exons: 8
Coding region: 48-1136 (362 amino acids)
Biological process (GO): regulation of phosphatidylinositol 3-kinase/protein kinase B signal transduction; mitotic cytokinesis
Source: RefSeq, a predicted model, not a curated record